GCAAUUAUACCUAAUGAAGUAUUUAUCGGCAUAAAAACAAAAUCCUUAUGUUCUCCAUUGAUCUCGUUAAGAAAAAGGGUUGAACUAAUCUUUCUUCACUCUGUUCUCAAGACUUUGAAAGAUCAGUUCUUGAAUCAAUUCUUAUGAUGGAUGGAGUUUCUCUUAAUACCGAUCCUGUUGUUGAUGAUGAUGCUGAUGCUGAUGCUGAUGAAUUUGAGAUUGAAGGAGACUGUGGAAUGGCCGAAUGUAUUAGUCAAAGUGGUGUAAUUCAAGGAGAGAAUCCGCUGCCUCCUGUUGUCGGAAUGGAAUUUGAUUCGUACGAGGAUGUAUAUUACUUUUACAAUUGUUAUGCCAAGGAACAAGGAUUUGGUGUUAGAGUAAGCAAUACGUGGUACCGGAAGACCAAAGAAAGAUACAGAGGCAAACUAAGCUGCAGUAGUGCAGGAUUCAAGAAGAAGAGUGAAGCAAACCGGCCCAGACCCGAAACGAGAACCGGAUGCCCUGCGAUGAUAAAAUUCAGGUUGAUGGAAAACAAACGGUGGAGAAUCAUAGAAGUUGAGCUCGACCAUAACCAUUUGAUCAGCCCCGUAAGUGGAAAAAUCUACAAGUCUCAUAAGCAAUUAGGUAUUGGAACCAAAAGAGCACUGCAGUUGGACAGCGCAGAAGAAGUUCAAAAAGUUAGACUUUUUCGAACAAUAGUUAUUGAUGUUGAAGGAAAUGGAAGUGUGGAAGUCAGUAGUGGAGAAUUCCGGAGUAGUCAUAACCAAACCAGUCAAUUAAGGCUUAAAGAUGGAGACGCACAAGCUAUUCAUAAUUAUUUUAGCCACUUGCAAUUGAUUGAUCCAAAUUUCUUUUAUGUGGUGGAUCUCAACGAGAAAGGAUGUUUGAGGAACUUAUUCUGGAGCAAUACAAGGUCAAGAGUUGCUUAUGGUUACUUUGGUGAUGUAGUUGCGGUUGACACUACAUGCUUAACAGACAAAUAUCAAGUUCCACUGGUUUCAUUUAUUGGAGUGAAUCAUCACGGACAAUCUGUGUUGCUGGGUUGUGGUUUACUUGCUGGUGAUACUAUCGAAGCAUGUACAUGGUUGUUUAGGGCGUGGCUUACAUGCAUGUUAGGGCGCCCUCCACAGGUCAUCAUCACUGAUCAAUGCAGAACCCUGCAAGCCGCUGUCACUGAUGUUUUUCCAAGGGCUUUUCAUUGUCUGUGUUUGCCACGUAUAAUGCAAAAGGUUCCGGAGAAACUUGGUGGACUGUAUGAAUAUGAAUCAAUUAGAAUGGCAUUAAAUAAUGCAGUUUAUUACUCUCUAAGGCCUGAGGAGUUCGAAGCAACUUGGGAAGAUAUGAUCCACCAUUACGGACUCGGGAAUCACGUUUGGCUUCAAAUGUUAUAUGAAGAUCGCAGACAAUGGGUUCCCGUUUAUUUGAAGGAGAUAUUUCUUGCAGGAAUGCUUCCAACUCGGCCAAAUGAGGUUGUGGAGUCAUUUUUCGAUGGCUAUCUCAAUAAACAUACUUCUUUGAAGGAAUUUUUAGACAAGUAUGAUCAAGCUCUACAGGCAAAUCAUCAGGUUGAAGUUUUGGCAGAUAUGGAAUCAAGAAAUUCAGGUUUUAUGCUACAAUCAAGAUGUUACUUCGAGUUGCAGCUUGCAAAACUGUACACGAACAAUAUCUUAAGGAAGUUUGAAAGAGAGGUGGAGGGAAUGUACUCAUGCUUUUGCACGAGAAAAAUAAAUGGCGAGGGAGAAGUAAUUACAUACAUGGUGAGGGAACAAAUCGAAGUAGAUGGAAACAGAAGGGAGAGUAGGGAUUUCGAGGUUUUGUACAACGCAACCGAAAUGGAGGUGCUUUGUGUUUGCGGUUUGUUUAAUUUCAAAGGAUAUUUGUGUCGGCAUGCGCUUAGGGUUCUUCACCAAAAUGGCAUUGAGGAGAUCCCGCAUCAGUACGUUGUAUCACGAUGGAGAAAAGAUAUAAAGCGGAGUUAUGUUCUGAAUCAUAGCAAUGGUGGUAUUGAUAUUAAUAACCCAGUUCAUAGGUAUGAUCAUCUGUACAAAUGCAUUAUGCAGGUGGUUGAGGAAGCCCGGAAAUCGGAAGUUCGUUACAAAGAUACAGUUCAAGCAUUAGACCAGAUAUUGAGGAAGCUUAAUCUUGUGGAGGGUCGUUUAUAAAUAUUUUUGAGACCCUAGAUCUUAGAAGUUGCUUGUUAGAGUGCUUUCAUGUAAUUGCCACCUGUUUUUUAUUUAAAAAAUUUAAUGGUGAAAAUGAGCUUUUCAUUUAACAUGUGAGCUCUCAUAAGUGUAAGUUGUCAAUACUCCCCAAAGAAAUGGAAAACUAGGAGGAGAUUGAAUGUUCUAACAA
Gossypium arboreum is the source of this 2352-nucleotide messenger RNA. RefSeq names its product protein FAR1-RELATED SEQUENCE 6-like. The record is from RefSeq and is a predicted model, not a curated record. The transcript is spliced from 2 exons. Gene Ontology annotation, molecular function: zinc ion binding. Gene Ontology annotation, biological process: regulation of DNA-templated transcription. Lineage: Eukaryota; Viridiplantae; Streptophyta; Magnoliopsida; Malvales; Malvaceae. The coding region runs from base 144 to 2162 and encodes 672 amino acids.